GGCUCCUUGCAGUCGGCGAACUGUCAGGGCAGGAGGAGCCGUGAGCUUGAGCUGCACGCAGCGACCCGCGCGGCAAAGCGGAAAGCCAGCUGAAACAGAGUGCGUAGAGUGGCAGCGGCAACGGCGUCACAGACAGCCUGAGCAACCCCAGGCAAUCCGGGCGGCCCAAUCAGCCUAAAAGGAAGACUUUGAGACUCCAACUGCUCCGCGGACUGCGAGCUGUGGCGGCAGAGCCCCGCUACAGCAAUCGCAGUCUCCGUGGAGCGAGCAGAAGCUUUUUUUUUUUUUUUAAACCUACCACCUCAUUUCUACUCUAGUGGCGUGGACAACAAGUUUUCGGUGAGGGAUACAAAAAACACCCUAGUGCAAUCCUGCCUGGUAUGGACUUGUUGUCCGGGACGUAUAUAUUUGCGGUUCUGUUAGCAUGUGUAGUGUUUCAGUCUGGCGCCCAGGAGAAGAACUACACCAUUCGGGAAGAAAUGCCAGAAAACGUCCUCAUAGGCGACUUGCUGAAAGACCUCAACUUGUCGCUAAUUCCAGACAAGUCUUUAACAACUCCUAUGCAAUUCAAGUUGGUAUACAAGACCGGAGAUGUGCCACUGAUUCGAAUUGAAGAGGGCACAGGUGAGAUCUUCACUACUGGAGCUCGCAUUGAUCGUGAGAAAUUGUGUGCUGGCAUCAUAGUGGACACCCAUUGCUUUUAUGAAGUGGAGGUUGCCGUUCUGCCGGAUGAAAUAUUUAGAUUGGUUAAAAUACGUUUUCUGAUAGAAGACAUAAAUGAUAAUGCACCAUUAUUCCCUGCAACAGUUAUCAAUAUAUCAAUUCCAGAGAACUCGGCUAUAAACUCUCGAUAUGCUCUCCCAGCGGCCAUUGAUCCAGACACAGGAAUAAACGGAGUUCAAAACUACCAACUAAUUAAGGGUCAAAAUAUUUUUGGGCUUGAUAUCAUUGAAACCCCAGAAGGAGAAAAGAUGCCGCAACUAAUAGUUCAAAAGGAGUUAGAUAGGGAAGAGAAAGAUACAUAUGUAAUGAAAGUAAAGGUUGAAGAUGGUGGCUUUCCUCAAAGAUCCAGUACUGCUAUUUUGCAAGUCAGUGUUGCUGAUACAAAUGACAACCAUCCAGUUUUUAAGGAGGAUGAGAUUGAAGUCAGUAUACCAGAAAAUGCUCCUGUAGGUUCUUCAGUAACACAGCUCCAUGCCACAGAUGCUGAUAUAGGUGAAAAUGCCAGGAUUCAUUUCUAUUUCAGCAAUCUUGUCUCCAGCAUGGCCAAGAGGCUAUUUUACCUCAACUCUACCACUGGACUUAUCACAGUAAAAGAACCACUGGAUAGGGAGGAAUCUCCAAACCACAAGUUACUGGUUUUGGCAAGUGAUGGUGGAUUGAUGCCAACAAGAGCAAUGGUGCUAGUAAAUGUUACUGAUGUCAAUGAUAAUGUCCCAUUGAUUGACAUAAGAUACAUCAUUAAUCCAAUCAAUGGCACUGUGGUUCUUUCAGAAAAUGCUCCUCUCAACACCAAAAUUGCUCUCAUAACUGUGACAGAUAAGGAUGCUGACCAUAAUGGUAGGGUGACAUGCUUUACAGAUCAUGAAGUCCCUUUCAGAUUAAGGCCAGUGUUCAGUAAUCAGUUCCUCCUAGAGACUGCUGCAUAUCUUGACUAUGAGUCCACAAGAGAAUAUGCAAUUAAAUUACUGGCCUCAGAUGCUGGCAAACCUCCUUUGAAUCAAUCAUCCAUGCUCCUCAUCAAAUUAAAAGAUGAAAACGACAAUGCUCCAGUUUUCACUCAGCCUUUCAUAAGUCUUUCUGUUCCUGAGAAUAACUCUCCUGGCACCCAGUUGACAAAAAUAAGUGCAACAGAUGCAGACACUGGGCGUAAUGCUGAGAUACAUUACCUGCUAGGCAUUGAUGCUCCAUCUGAAUUCAACCUGGAUCAUCGUACAGGCAUUCUGACUGCAGUGAAGAAAUUGGAUAGAGAAAAACAGGAAAAAUACUCAUUCACAGUUCUGGCAAAAGAUAAUGGGAUGCCAUCUUUAAUAACCAAUGCCACAGUCUUAGUGACUGUUCUUGAUCAGAAUGACAACAGUCCAAUUUUCACUCACAAUGAGUACAACUUCUAUGUCCCAGAAAACCUUCCAAGACAUGGCACAGUAGGACUAAUCACUGUAACUGAUCCUGAUUAUGGAGAAAAUUCUGCAGUAACUCUCUCCAUUUUAGAUGCAAAUGAUGACUUCACAAUUGAUCCACAGAGUGGUGUCAUCCAACCGAAUAUUUCAUUUGAUAGAGAAAAACAAGAAUCUUAUACUUUCAAUGUAAAGGCUGAGGAUGGUGGUAGGGUAUCACAUUCUUCAACUGCCAAAGUCACUAUAAAUGUGGUCGAUGUCAAUGACAAUAAACCAGUUUUUGUUGUCCCUCCUUCCAACUACUCCUUUGAAUUGGUUUCACCAUCUGCUAAUCCAGGCACAGUGAUCUUCACGGUAGUUGCUAUUGACAGUGACACUGGCAUGAAUGCAGAGCUUCGUUACAGCAUUGUAGGAGGAAACACAAAAGGUCUGUUUAUGAUUGACCAAACAACAGGCAACAUUACACUGAAGGAGAAAUGUGUCCUUGCAGAUCUUGGUUUACACAAACUGAUAGUCAAAGCCAAGGAUUUAGGGCAACCUGAUUCUCUCUUCAGUGUCAUAAAUGUUAAUCUAUUUGUUAAUGAGUCGAUGACCAAUGCUACACUAAUUUAUGAAUUGAUGCGCAAAAACAUUGAAAUACCAGUGACCCAAAAUGUUGAGACAACUCAUACAUCCUCACCAUCAAGUGACUAUGUCAAGAUCAUGGUUGCCAUUGUUGCUGGCACCAUAACUGUCAUUCUUGUUAUUUUCAUCACUGCUGUAGUAAGAUGCCGCCAAUCACCACACCUUAAGGCUUCUCAGAAAAACAAGCAGAAUUCUGAAUGGGUUACUCCAAACCCUGAAAACAGGCAGAUGAUGAUGAUGAAGAAAAAGAAGAAGCAUACCCCUAAGACCUUACGGCUUAACUUUGUCACUAUUGAAGAAGCUAAGGCAGACAAUGCUGACAAUGAUAGAAACACCGUCACACUAGACCUUCCCAUUGAAUUGGAAGAGCAAACUAUGGGCAAGUACAACUGGGGCACUACACCUACUACUUUCAAGCCUGACAGCCCUGAUUUGGCCCAGCACUACAAAUCUGCCUCUCCACAGCCUGCUUUCCAGAUCCAGCCAGAAACUCCCCUAAAUUUAAAGCACCACAUCAUCCAGGAACUGCCUCUUGAUAACACCUUUGUGGGCUGUGAUUCCAUCUCCAAGUGUUCCUCCAGCAGUUCUGAUCCCUACAGCAUUUCUGAGUGCAGCUAUCCAGUGACAAAUUUCAAGACCCCUGUGUCUGUACACACCAGACUGACUGAUUCCAGGACAUCAACUAUUGAAAUCUACAGUGAGAUAUAACUUUCUAGGAACAACAUGAUUCCAUUCCCCUUCCAAAAAAAUCUAUGAUUUGUGAUUUCAAAAUUUGGCUAAGAUCAUUAAUCUUGUAGUCUGGAUUUCCCACUAUAAAGGCAAGCAAAACAAAAACCACAUUAAAGAUUAUGCCCCACUGAACCUCAUAUUAUUUUGGCUAUAAUUUGCAAUCAAAAUUUUAAAUUUGUGGAAAAAAUAGUGCAGUGUGAUAAAAAAAAGUUUUAUCAUGCUGUUUCUCCAUUUGCUUGCUCUGAAUGUCAACAAUUGUGAUGUAAUAUAAUGUGUCUUGAUGUACAAACUGAUGAUUAAUAUAUCAAUCAUGAAACAUGGAAUUACUUGCCUGGUUCUAUUGCUGAAGAUUUUAAACAUCAUCUCCAGGAGUUUGGAAGUGAAGCUGAAUUAUCCAAGCUACACUCUGAAAGGUAUCCAGGGAAAGAGAUUGUCUUUAAUACUCCAAACAGCAACAAGCAAAAACACUCUAGUUGAUUUUUUGAAAAAUAUUCACUAAUACAGUGUUGUUGAGAAAAUAAGUAUAAAUAUCCAUCUCUCUGCUUAAAAGUUAGAUUAUAUAAACAAAUUUUAAUAGGUUUUUAUGUUGACUAUAAUCAUGUUGUUUCACUACUUUAUUCAUUAAAAAUUUAUUUUUGCUG
Molecule: messenger RNA, 4111 nt
Organism: Bubalus bubalis (water buffalo)
Lineage: Eukaryota; Metazoa; Chordata; Mammalia; Artiodactyla; Bovidae
Gene: PCDH11X
Product: protocadherin 11 X-linked
Exons: 4
Coding region: 381-3449 (1022 amino acids)
Biological process (GO): homophilic cell-cell adhesion
Cellular component (GO): plasma membrane
Molecular function (GO): calcium ion binding
Source: RefSeq, a predicted model, not a curated record